AAAGGCUUUGACAUAGUCAAUAAAGCAGAAAUAGAUGUUUUUCUGGAACUCUCUUGCUUUUUUGAUAAUCCAGCAGAUGUUGGCAAUUUGAUCUCUGGUUCCUCUGCCUUUUCUAAAACCAGCUUGAACAUCUGGAAGUUCAUGGUUCACAUAUUGCUGAAGCCUGGCUUGGAGAAUUUUGAGCAUUACUUUACUAGCGUGUGAGAUGAGUGCAAUUGUGCGGUAGUUUGAGCAUUCUUUGGCAUUGCCUUUCUUUGAGAUUGGAAUGAAAACUGACCUUUUCCAGCCCUGUGUCCACUGCUGAGUUUUCCAAAUUUGCUGGCAUAUUGAGUGCAGCACUUUAAAAGGAUCAUCUUUCAGGAUUUUAAAUAGCUCAACUGGAAUUCCAUCACCUCCACUAGCUUUGUUUGUAGUGAUGCUUCCUAAGGCCCACUUGACUUCACAUUCCAGGAUGUCUGGCUCUAGAUAAUCAAGUAAAACAAAGAUGAGCUUCAUCUAUGGACUGCAGUCUGCUGCUAGAAACUGUUUUUUCUUCCGAUUUAAUUUACUGACCACUUGGAGAAAAUGUAACACACAAGCUGUAACCUCACUGGACUUUCAUCAAGUGAAAAUUAACCAUAUAGUAAAUAAAUCUCCUGGCCUGGGAGUAAAUCACAUUGAUAGAUGGACUCCUCUGCCUGCAAACUUUUUCUUCUAUAGGACUUUUAAUACCAAAAGAAAAGACUGCCUUUUGAGCACCAGAAGUAAGGAAAUUUGGAUGAUUAGCCGAAAAUAUACUGCAUGGACUGACUCUUUUUCAAGACAGCUACUGAUGAAAGACGUUCCCGUAGUUCCUGCUCAUUCAAUGUUGCAUCCCCUCAACUGUUUACCCACAAGAGACAUCAGGAGUUUCCACACUUCUCCACGGUGCCAAGCUGCUCCUGUUCCUCUGUUGUUGAUGAUUCUUAAGCCAGUGCAGAAGCUGCUUGCAAUCAUUGUGGGCAGGGGCAUAAGAAAAUGGUGGCAGGCACUUCCUCCUAACAAGAAGGAACUAUUUAAAGAAAGUUUAAGGAAGAAUAAAUGGAAGCUCUUCCUUGGCUUGAGUAGUUUUGGAUUGCUUUUUGUAGUGUUUUAUUUUACACAUCUGGAAGUGAGUCCAGUCACAGGAAGGAGCAAGCUACUGUUAUUGGGGAAAGAACAUUUCAGACUUUUAUCAGAACUGGAAUAUGAAGCAUGGAUGGAAGAAUUUAAAAAUGAUAUGCUAACUGAGAAAGAUGCGCGAUAUGUGGCUGUUAAAGCAGUGGUUCAUCAUUUAAUUGAAUGCAAUCAAGAUAUUCCAGGGAUCUCUGAGAUCAAUUGGAUUAUUCAUGUGGUUGAUUCCCCAGAUAUAAAUGCCUUUGUACUUCCAAAUGGACAAGUGUUCGUCUUCACUGGACUUUUAAAUAGUGUGACUGAUAUUCAUCAGCUUUCCUUCCUUCUGGGCCAUGAAAUAGCACAUGCAGUACUUGAGCAUGCUGCAGAAAAGGCUAGCUUGGUUCAUUUAUUGGAUUUCCUAGGUCUGAUUUUUCUUACGAUGAUUUGGGCCAUUUGUCCUCGAGAUAGUUUGGCACUUUUGGGCCAGUGGAUACAGUCUAAACUGCAGGAGUUUUUGUUUGAUAGACCAUAUAGUAGAACGCUAGAGGCUGAAGCUGACAAAAUUGGACUACAGCUUGCUGCCAAGGCCUGUGUGGAUGUCAGAGCCAGUUCAGUGUUUUGGCAGCAGAUGGAAUUUGCAGAAAGCCUCCACGGUCAUCCCAAGUUGCCAGAAUGGUUAUCUACACACCCUUCUCAUGGCAAUCGAGCUGAGCACUUGGAUAGGCUCAUACCUCAGGCUCUCAAAAUUAGAGAGACCUGUAAUUGCCCACCACUUUCUGGACCAGACCCUCGAUUACUAUUCAAACUCAGCAUGAAGAAUUUUCUUGAAGCAGAGAAAGAAGACCUAAAUAUCACUGUUAAACAGAAAAUGGAUACUCUUCCCAUCCAAAACCAGAAGCAAAUACCAUUAACAUGUAUAGUGGACAAAAGAACUGGCAGCUGAAUUAAAAUUUAUGAGACACAGGAUACAUGAAGAAUGCAGCAGUCCUUAUCAUUUUCAUGUUAUUUUUUAAAAAUGAUGUUUGAAAGGAAAAAAAUGGAUACUCAGGGUCAAAUCAUGUAUAUUACAGGUAUUAUCUAAAUUCCUAUACUAGGUAUUUAUUUUUCGUGAAAUAUUGAUGUAUUUAAUCAAUUUAAAAAUACCUUCAAUGAGGAAAAUGCCACAGAAUAAAUUUAUAUUACAUAUUUUA
This is a messenger RNA of Dama dama (fallow deer), 2303 nucleotides long. It is a transcript of the gene OMA1, whose product is annotated as OMA1 zinc metallopeptidase. The coding region runs from base 485 to 2056 and encodes 523 amino acids. The transcript has 9 exons. NCBI's taxonomy places the organism in Eukaryota, Metazoa, Chordata, Mammalia, Artiodactyla, Cervidae. Gene Ontology annotation, biological process: protein quality control for misfolded or incompletely synthesized proteins; mitochondrial protein processing. The record is from RefSeq and is a predicted model, not a curated record. Gene Ontology annotation, cellular component: mitochondrial inner membrane. Gene Ontology annotation, molecular function: metalloendopeptidase activity.